UCCCUCCCUUGCAAUAAGGCAACAGCAGGGUGUUGCUGUUGAUGCUGUAGUCGGGGAAGGGGUGGUGACGUCACAGUCUCUGCUCAUCAGCAGCUGCAGCUCCGGGGAACAAAACCCAGAGCAAGGGGCAGAAUCCGGGACUGCCCCUCCCAGCCUGCCUCCCCACACACCGUCUCCGGCAGUAAAAGCACCCCGCUUCCAGCCACCACAGGCGGGGAUUCCCUCCACAUCGCGCCCCGCUCCUUUAUAAAGCAGGAGUACCCUGUAUGCGGGGCUCUCAUAGCUGGGAUCGGUCCAGAACCCCCAAACAAGCCCCCCUCCUCCCUCCCAUAUCGGGGAGCCCCUCUCCGCCGCGGGAACCCCGGCCUCGGGAUGUGCCCGGACUGGUGAGGAUUACUAUGGGCUGUAUCGGGAGCCGGAGCAGCGGGACCGUGGAAGCCCUGCGUGUGGAGUGGCGCGAGGGGAGGUGCAGUGCUGCUCUUUACCAUCAGAGAAGGCUGCCUGUUGUACGAAGGUUUAUUCUGCGAGUCCCAACGGAGAGUCAAGAGUUCCUGGAGUUAAAUGUUGAAGACACAAGUGAGAUGUUGCCCAAGUCUCGACGAGCACUCACCAUCCAUGAGAUCACGGCCCUUGCUCGCUCCUCUCUGCACGGAAUAUCCCAGGUGGUGAAGGACCAUGUAACCAAGCCAACAGCAAUGGCUCAAGGUCGUGUGGCACACCUGAUUGAGUGGAAGGGUUGGAGUAAACCCAGCGAUUCUCCGGCUGCUCUGGAAACUCACUUCAACUCAUACUCACAUCUGAGCGAGGGCGAGCAGGAGGCAAGGUUUGCAGCAGGUGUAGCUGAGCAGUUUGCUAUUGCAGAAGCAAAGCUCCGUGCCUGGUCUUCAGUUGAGGGUGAUGAUUCGACAGAUGAUUCGUAUGAUGAAGAUAUGUUGCCACCAAUGGAUCCAUCCCAGCCCACAGAUUUUCUGGGCCCUGUGCAGAAGGAUUCAGUAUCGUCACGUGUGUGCUGUUGUGACAGUGACUCCUCACACACCUUGUCCCCUGAGACUCUGUGUUCCAGCCUAUGCAGCUUGGAUGAGGAGCCACUUCUCUUGGCAUCUCCUACUCAGGUGACUGAGGAGUCAUUGCUGACCAAGCCCCAGCAAGUUCAUGGUCCCUAUGAUCGUCUCCAUGAUAUGGAAUGCGAGGACUCUUCAUAUUCAAUGUCCUUCUCUGAGUCCUGUCUAAGUCCCAGUGAGGACGAGCUCAUAACCUUCCCUGCUAUAGGUCGGGGAUCCGGGGGCCUCAGUUUGUGCAGAAAGGGCUCAGACGUAGUGUCUUCAGGUGUGGUAUCUUUGGAUGAAGAUGAAGAAGAUCAACCCUGAACUGUGCUCAGAUUGCCACUAUUAUCAUCCCAAUGUUCCCGUUUUCUUAUUUCAUUUAUUUUCUUUCUUUGUUAAUUUAUUUUUUAUUUGCCAUGACCCAAAGAAAUCCUAAAACAACCAGAGGGCAUUAAAUCACCCAACAAAUGCAUAAUUUGUCUUUUACAAUCUUAAGAAAACUUAUUCAACCUCUUUUUUUUUCUUUAAUAUAUUAUAAACAUGCCUUUUCAUUCUCACUCAUUUUAUGUCAACCCCUAUUUUUUUUUCCUUUUUCACAUUCCCUUCUUCAUUUUAUACAUCUCAGUCGCUCAUAAACUAUCUUUGCCUGUUUUCUAUAUUUGAUGCAUUUGGUCUAUUUUGCAUGAAUCUUGCCCUCUGUCACCAUGCUGGCUAGGUGGGGGGCUCUAAGCUGUUGUGUGCAUGUCUUGCACCCCACACAAUGCCACCUCCAAUUUCCUGAUUCUUGCACUGGUGGUCGGGCCCCUACUAGGGCUGACAGUGGUGCAACUGUUGACCCUGUCAUGUUCUGGACUUGUUUGCAAUUUGAAGUUCCUUCUUCUGCUGUACCACAGCAGUAUCAGAUGUUUGGGACAGUGGGGGUUAUUAUGGAUUCUAUGACAUUGGUGCAACCUCAGGACUUAAAAAUGACUUACGGAGCUCCGGUGAUACUGUGGGGCCCCUCCUUUCUGCGGGCUCUUGGGGGGGGGAGCAUGCUGUGUGCGGGGGAGACCCUUCUUUUCUAGCGUUUUGUACAUGUCUGUUUGCUGCUCUUGAAAGGUCUCGUGCGGUAACAUCAAACGUUUGUAACUCAA
Molecule: messenger RNA, 2176 nt
Organism: Pelobates fuscus (common spadefoot toad)
Lineage: Eukaryota; Metazoa; Chordata; Amphibia; Anura; Pelobatidae
Gene: FAM131A
Product: family with sequence similarity 131 member A
Exons: 6
Coding region: 267-1367 (366 amino acids)
Source: RefSeq, a predicted model, not a curated record